AUGUUCAGUUCGUGGGAAUCUGUGGUUUCGGGGGUAUUGGGAACACAACUAUUGCUAAGGCUGUGUAUAAUCGCAUCCUUUUGACCUUCAAUAACCAUAGUUUUCUUUCAAACGUUAGAGAACGAGCAACGCAAUGCAUGGGUCUAGCAUCUUUGCAGAAGCAACUUCUUGAAGAUAUUCUCAAAACAAAAAUUGACAUAGUUGAUUAUCACAGAGGAAAAAAAUUGAUAGAGCAGAGACUUUGUAAAGAAAAUAUUCUUCUUGUUCUUGAUGAUGUGGACAAUCAAGAACAGAUAGAUGCUUUGGCUGCUGAACUCAAUUGGUUUGGUCAAGGAAGUAGAGUCAUAAUAACAUCUAGGGACGAACAUAUUCUGAAUAUGGCUAAAGUUAAUAAAGAUAAAAUCUACUGGCCUCAAGUGCUGGACCAUAAGGAAUCUCUUCAGCUAUUUAGUUUGCAUGCCUUUUCAAUGGACCAGCCUCCUAAAGAUUAUGUGCAAUUUUCACAUGAUGCGGCAUGCUAUUCGGGCGGAUUGCCUUUGACUCUAGAGGUACUGGGGUCUUACCUAUCAGACAUAAGAAGCAAAAAAGUGUGGAAAAGUACAUUACAAAAGUUGAAAGAAAUUCCUCAUGAAAAAGUCCAGAGAAGAUUGAAGCUAAGCUAUGAUAAUCUAGAAGACGAUUAUCAAAAAGCCAUAUUUCUCGAUGCUGCAUGUUUUUUCAUUGGAUGGGAGAAAGAAACCGUAAUUACUUUAUGGGAAGCUUGUGGAUAUCAUCCUGAAUCAGCAAUACACAGGCUAAUUAAAAGGUCCUUUCUAAAAUUUGAAGGCUCCUACUUGAGGAUGCAUGAUCAAAUUCGAGACAUGGGAAGGGACAUUGUCUUGGAAGAAAAUCUUAUGGAGCCGGGUAAGCGUAGUAGGUUAUGGUCUCAUGGCCAAAUCCUGGAAGUAUUAGAAGGACAUAAGGGAACUGAUAUGAUAAAAGGCAUAAUCCUUCCAUCUGAUUUAUCGAGGGUUUCUCUAGAUAGUAAACACUUUGAGAUGAUGUCCAAUCUAAGAUUUCUCGACAUUAGUUCAGCAAACUUUAUGGGAAAUUUGGCUCAGCGGUUCCAAAAUUUGAAAGUUCUUGAUCUUAGUGAGUGUAGAUAUCUAUCUAAGUCCCCAGACUUUUCAUGGUUUCCUUACUUGGAGCAAUUAGAUCUUGGAAACUGUGAUUCCUUGGAUAAAUUAGACGAGUCCAUUGGGCAGUUGAGUCAGCUCAAAAAUCUUAUUCUUAAGAACUGUUGGCAAAUAAAAGAGUUGCCUAUGUCCAUUGGUGAUCUAAAAUUUUUGGUUGAGCUCCAAUUGAGUGCUUCAGGAAUUAAGAAAUUGCCCGAUCAUGUUGGACUAUUAGAGAAGCUUGAGGUACUAGAUGCUAAGGAUUGCCAUGAACUAGUGAAGCUACCAAGAUCAAUGGGGAGAAUGAGGUGUUUGCGUAUCAUUAACCUGAGAGGAACUGGUGUUGCUGCAUUUCCUGAUGAUUUUUCAAUCCUUUCGAAUUUAGUGGAGUUGAAAAUUUCUCCAAGGCCGACGACUUCACACAUAAGCACGAGAGUAAUGCAAUUAUCGCAAUCCAAAGAUUUCUUUAAUAUUCCUAGGGAGUUGGCAUACCUCCCAGAACUUCCCUCAAGUUUAGUUGAACUUCAUUGUGAAGAAUGUUCUUGUUUGGGAACACUUUUACCCAACAGGUUACCGAGAACUAGAUAUUCCUUCACUACUGAUGACCGGAUCUAUAAUAGGGAAUCAAUUCUGUGCAUUGUUUUGGAACUCUUCUCAGAAACCACCCUCUAUUUACAUAUUUCAGCUUCUAUCUACCAAAAAGGUAAAACAACCAGGUGUUUUCAUACACUAAGAAUUGAGGAUGUCGAGGUUUCUGCUGAUCGAGAUAUAAUCUACAUUCACCAUUUCAAAGGCUUUGAUUGGUUUGGGAUUCCGUUGCAAGGAAAAGAUGGUAUUGAGAUUUUAGAUAUUAGUACACAUGGCGCUAUAGUGAAAUACUGGGAGAUCUUGUUCAAGAACAAAGAACAUUCAAGUGCCAUGAUGGUUGCAGAAUUCUUCAAUUGGUCAUAUGUCAAUGAUAACAAUGGAGUACAUUUUCAUAUACAGAGCUUAACAAGUUGCUUACGACCUGAGGUUGAAGGAUCAAAUUCUGUUUCUAUAGAAUCAGAGGAGGAAGAGGGAGAGUUGAAGAGGGCUAGUGACUGCAAGGGAGCUUUUGUUGAUGGUUCCAACCAGCACGCACUAGACCAACCAUCACAUGUUCAGGAAAAGGGAAUCCCUCUGGAAAUACCAGAGAAUAAGAAGAGGAGAGGAAUUACCAACAGUAGAUUUCUUGAGUCGUCUAAGAUUCAACACUGUUUCGGAUGUAUGGGAGGAAAAGGGAGAGAUGUUGAGGCCCAGCAAGAGAGCUCGUCUUUUUGA
Messenger RNA from Telopea speciosissima, 2456 nucleotides. RefSeq names its product disease resistance protein RUN1-like. Gene Ontology annotation, molecular function: ADP binding. The record is from RefSeq and is a predicted model, not a curated record. Lineage: Eukaryota; Viridiplantae; Streptophyta; Magnoliopsida; Proteales; Proteaceae. The transcript has 4 exons. Gene Ontology annotation, biological process: defense response. The coding region runs from base 138 to 2456 and encodes 772 amino acids.